AAUUUAUUAUUAUUUUUUUAAAUAUUCUCACUUUACAUCUGGCAACAUUGAUGCUUCUAGAAAGUUUUGAAUGGAGCGAGUUCGUCUGCUUCGAAUUUCGUGCGUGACAUUGAGAAAAACCUCAUAGCUUUGUUUUUGUAUUGCUAAAUCGAAUUGUUUGUGCCCUUAACACGUCCUUGGAUUCUUAAAAACUUACCUUUUUAUAUUCUCGAUUUAAUAAAUCGACUGGGAAUGAGGUAAAUUGAAAAUGAAGCGUUAAAGUGUCAAAGACCUGGUAAACAAUGAAAAUGGCUGAAAAUGUUCCGUAUAUUCUGUUGUGAAGAACGUUGGCUCUUUAUGGACAAAUUUAAUGAUAAGCAGAAAAAAGAACUAUGGUACUGCUAUAUACAGUAACCUUGAAAUAUUAGAUUUGGAUGAUAGCUUAGAAAACAAGUGGAUAUUUACCUCAGCUGUUUGUAUCUAAACUUUGUUGUAUGUACAGAAGCCUUCAAAGAUUAUACUGGAACAAGAACACGUUAUAUAACGAAUCAGCAAAGACUUUAUAUCUAUUUUGUGCUUUUAUACAUUUAUAAGUAUACAGAAAAUUCUAAAGAUAUCCUUUCUCAGAAAAUCCUAGAAUAUAGGAAGAAAAAAUUUUUAGUUAAACAUAAUUAUCUAUAUAUAUAAUUUUCUGGAAUGACACAGUUCAAAGAUAAUACUCAAAAAGGUUGUCCGUUAAUUAUGUGUAUAGUUUUUGAGCCACUUUUGACCUUUCCUUGUUGUGUACAAUAAUGUACUUUUGACAGACCUUCUCCCCUUUAAUUACAUGUACAAUAGUUUAUAGAUUUCCUGACAUUGAAGAAAUAUUUUUUAAAUUUUUAACUGCUAGUUUAUUCACAUUACUAGUAUUUUAAGUAGGCUUUUUUAAAAUUUCAAUACGUGUGCCACUCUAGGUGAGAGGGGUACAGGUUAAAUAGAUCAUUAGGGUUACAGAUAAAGUUCAAAAAUGAUGAUGAAACAAUGCAUAUGUAAGACAAGAUAAAUGUUGCCACAGGCUUUAUGGAAGACUGUUUUAUCUUCCAUGUUUCAGUUGUAAUGUAGUAGAAAGAUUCAUAUAGUAGAUUUUGAACUAGAGUAUUUAGUGGGCAAGACCAUUCAAAAUUAUAAAAAAUAAAAGCAGCGUUUAGCUUCAACUUAAAACGUUUAGAUUAAUAGAUAGGGAGUGAUCUACUACAUGAUGAAUGGUUUCAAUUUCUCCAGUUGUAUAUGAGUGAAGACACUUAUGGCUAGAUUAUAUGUUCCUAGGUAGUUCAUAAAGUUAUGUCUUAUUAGAAGUUUGUUAGCAUGCAAGAGUAAUUUUCUAUAUAUGAUUUAAAAAAGUCUUAGAUUGUAGAAAAGAAACACUUGGUAACAGCCACUAAUACUAUUAAAAAAAGUCCACACAGACAAUGCCUCAAUUCCCUCUUUUCCCAUUGUGUACAGUGAUGUAUUUUUCCCAACCCCUUCCUCCUUUAAACUGUACACGUAAUUAAUACAAAUGCCUCCAAAGACUGUUAUUGAUUCAAAAGUAAAGAUCAAAGAAAUAGUUUUUUUGGAGAGUUAAUUCCAUUCGUUCAUCAUGGCUGACAGAAAUGUUAAAAUCCAAUUCAAAGGAAGUGGUUUUGGAAGAUCGACCAGCAGCUUGCAAAAUAAUGGUAAAAGCUGCAAGUCUGGAUGUCCUCAUUCACCUCCUUGUACAUUCAUUCAUGCCAAUUGGAGGAUUAGAAAAAGAAAAUGAUAAUUUCCCACGAAUUAUGCUUUUAAUGCAUCAGUGGUUUGUUUCAUCAGAAGAAUUAGCUCAGAAAUUAAUUAAUUUAUUUUGGAAUUGUGAUACUGCUUUUACUUGUCAUCCAAAAUGUACACAUUCUUUGAAGAAUGUAAUUGAUUGUCAAAUAUAUCGUUAUCGUGCUCGUAUCUCUCAAACAUUCAGGUACUGGAUCUUUACCUUUUCCAUCCACUUUGAUCAGAAUAGAGAACUUUCUUCCAUCCUUCUUGACUUUCAACAAAAACUUCAAGAAAAAGGUUUCAGUGGAUUAGCUGAACUUGUAGACUUAUCAAAACUGCCUUCCUAUGAUUGGACAAGAAACAUUUCAGUCAGGAAUCCACCUGCAAAGCAUACUAGAAAAGUCUCUUUAGUAUUUGAUCAUUUAGAAGCUGGAGAACUAGCUGAACAUUUGACUUAUUUAGAACAUAAAGUUAUGAGAAGAAUUACAUUUCUAGAUUUUAAAGCUUAUGCACAGUCUGGUACAUUACAAGAUAACGCUAAACUAGAAAGAUCCAUAGCACUAUUUAAUGGUCUUUCACAGUGGAUCCAAUGUAUGGUGCUUAGUCGCUCAUUAGCACAGCAAAGAGCCGACGUUAUCACUAAAUUUGUAUCUGUAGCUAAGAAAUUACUACAGCUUCAAAAUUUUAAUUCAUUAAUGGCAGUUGUUGGAGGAUUGAGCCACAGUGCUUUGGCCAGACUGACUCGGACUAUGGCUGCUGUACCGUCCGAGACUAUAAAGUCUUUAGAAGAAUUGACAGACCUGUUAUCUUCGGCAUCAAAUUUUACUAAUUAUCGAAAAGCAUUAGCUGAGAGUAAAGGAUUUCGCAUUCCAAUUCUUGGUGUACAUAUGAAAGAUUUGAUAUCAUUACAAGUUGCGCUUCCUGAUACUUUAGAUAAUGGAUUAAUAAAUUUUCGUAAAAUAGUACAAUUAUCCUUGAUAUUCCAAGAAUUAUGGGAACUCCAAAAUUCGACACCCUCUCUCUCUGUAAACUUAGAUUUAGUAAAUACGCUUAGAUUUCUAGAUUUUAAAGCUUAUGCACAGUCUGGUACAUUACAAGAUAACGCUAAACUAGAAAGAUCCAUAGCACUAUUUAAUGGUCUUUCACAGUGGAUCCAAUGUAUGGUGCUUAGUCGCUCAUUAGCACAGCAAAGAGCCGACGUUAUCACUAAAUUUGUAUCUGUAGCUAAGAAAUUACUACAGCUUCAAAAUUUUAAUUCAUUAAUGGCAGUUGUUGGAGGAUUGAGCCACAGUGCUUUGGCCAGACUGACUCGGACUAUGGCUGCUGUACCGUCCGAGACUAUAAAGUCUUUAGAAGAAUUGACAGACCUGUUAUCUUCGGCAUCAAAUUUUACUAAUUAUCGAAAAGCAUUAGCUGAGAGUAAAGGAUUUCGCAUUCCAAUUCUUGGUGUACAUAUGAAAGAUUUGAUAUCAUUACAAGUUGCGCUUCCUGAUACUUUAGAUAAUGGAUUAAUAAAUUUUCGUAAAAUAGUACAAUUAUCCUUGAUAUUCCAAGAAUUAUGGGAACUCCAAAAUUCGACACCCUCUCUCUCUGUAAACUUAGAUUUAGUAAAUACGCUUAGAUUAUCUGUAGAAACAGCAUACACUGAAGAUGAAUUAUAUGAAUUGUCACUAAGCAGAGAACCACGUAAUCCAACAUCACCACAGUCAUCUCCCACAAAACCAAUAAUAUUUGCUGAAUGGGCAACUGGUUCCUGCAUUCCUCCUGAACCAGAAGUUUUAGAAAAGCACAUUGAUUCUAUAGUUGAGGCAAUAUUUAAGAAUUAUGACAUCGACAAAGAUGGAUACAUAUCACCUGACGAAUACGAUGCCAUAGUUAGUAAUUUUCCUUUCAUUGAUGCAUUUUGCAUUGUGGAUGCUAAUCAAGAUGGUAUGAUUAGUAAAGAAGAAAUGAAAAAAUAUUUCCUUCAAGCAAAUAGCCGUACGUUGCGUACCAUUUUUCAGCAUGACUUCCAUGAAACAACUUAUUUUAGGCCCACGUUUUGUGCUCGUUGUACAGGUUUGUUAUGGGGAUUAAUUAAACAAGGUUAUAAAUGCAGAGAUUGUGGAAUUAAUGCUCAUAAACAUUGUAAAGACCUGGUUGUUAUAGAAUGUAGGAGGAUAAGUUGUAUUUCACCAAGAGCCAAUUCUUUUGCUGGAACAGAUGGUAUAACGAUAAAGAGCAGAUUUCAACGCCACUGGAAGAAACAGCCCAAGACAAGCCAGUCCGAAGAAUCUACUCUGAGUCCAAGAACGAGCACAGAAUCUUGUAAUUGUGAAAAUGGUUUUAUAACCAUUGAAACUCCAACAGACGAAAUUCCAGAAUCCAUUAAUUAUGAAGUCAACGAGGACGAAACAGCCGAGUUGAUCGAAAAUAACAUAUGUAAGACUAUCAACCAUGUCGGUUUCCAGAGAUCUGUCUAUAUCGUCGUCCAAGUGCAGAUGUCGGAAAGAUGUAUAUUCUCCGAAAUCACCGAUGGGGAAUGGGCAUGCGCAGUCAAAUCUGGUGACGCAACCAAACUCCUGAGAAGAUAUAUAUCCAUUGAUAGUUUUUGUGCAUUUUAGCUUCAUCAUUAUUAUUAAGUACAUUUUAAUCAUAAACUAGUCAUCAGCCGGGAAAAAAACAAAGAAAAAACACCCAACAGGUAUUUCUUCUGCUAAUAUUGUUUGAGACAUUUUUCACGUAUUUAAAAAGCGAGAUUAAAGUUUUAAGAAAAGUGUAUGAAAGGUGCAUUUUCCUUAAAUUUAGUACAACGCAUUUGGAUUAUAAAAACUAAAAACAAAUUGGUUUUACGAUAAAAUGAAAAAUCAUUGUGUAUAUAUUUGUUGCAAAAGUCCGUCGCUGCAACAAAAUAUCCAAUAAAAUAUAUUCGAUACAUACAGUAUUAUAUACUGUAUAUGAGGUAGAUAAUAUUUGUGAUUUUCUUUUUCUAUAUAUAUAU
Messenger RNA from Centruroides sculpturatus (bark scorpion), 4723 nucleotides. RefSeq names its product ras guanyl-releasing protein 3-like. Lineage: Eukaryota; Metazoa; Arthropoda; Arachnida; Scorpiones; Buthidae. Gene Ontology annotation, cellular component: plasma membrane. The record is from RefSeq and is a predicted model, not a curated record. Gene Ontology annotation, biological process: Ras protein signal transduction; positive regulation of GTPase activity. The transcript has 20 exons. Gene Ontology annotation, molecular function: guanyl-nucleotide exchange factor activity; calcium ion binding. Bases 1611 to 4346 code for a protein of 911 amino acids.